Darwinula stevensoni is the source of this 1896-nucleotide messenger RNA. The record is from the annotation of a GenBank genome assembly. NCBI's taxonomy places the organism in Eukaryota, Metazoa, Arthropoda, Ostracoda, Podocopida, Darwinulidae.
AUGUUAAGAUUUGGAGCCCCACUUUAUGCCACUCCGGUUCUGGACAAGGAGACAACAGACUUCCAUUUUCUCACUGAACGUGAAUUGGAUAUUUUGGCUAACAAACCAAAUUUAUACUUGAUGGAAGUAGAAUCUGAGCUUGAAGAAAUGAAAUUGAUCACUGAGAAAGUUCGGAACAUAAUAACUGCAUGGUCCUCCCGUAGACAAACCAAUGAAUCGGAGACCAUUCUCAUUAUUGGUCACAACGAAAGUGCCAUAGAAAAGCUGAAAAACACAAUGCCUGAAUGGAUCGUGAAAUCUGCAAUGGAUACCUACGCUACAUGGACAAACAAAUCUCGGGAAGAGAUGAUGCAAAGGCUUCAGGUCGUGCUUCAAAAAAGUCUCACAUUUUGUACGAUAACUCAACAAAACCUCGCGAGUGAACAAAUUGGAAACAAUGGGGGAAAUUCUCUCAAGAAAUCCACACUUAAAACUGAACAAAACACCGAUGAAUCCAAAAUUCGACGUAUCACAUUUAUAUCUAAAGAGGACUGGAAAGAAAAAAACAUGAAUUGUGGCGACCCCAAGGAACAAUCUGAUGAAGAAUCUUCGUCUGUACAAGUCCUAGACAUGAAGGAACUGCUGAAAAGAAUCGUGGACAUGUUGCAUGCAAACUUCAUUAGCGCAACCUCCCCUCUUGAAAAAGUGAAUGUCAAUGCAGAAUAUGAGAAAACCACAUGUUUUGGAGUAAGCAACUUCUUCAGAAGGAAGUCUGCGACGGAAUCAAACUGGAUUCAUCAAGCCCAAGAAUACAUUAUGGAAAAGUAUCCUGCUUGGGAAACUGCAGAAACAACUUACCUGGUUCCAAAAGUUGAGGACAAAGACGAAUGGAUGAAGACAGCCAAGACUCCUGGCGUGAAAGCCGAGAGAGCACUCCUUCUUCGCCUUAACCAGCUGGGCCAAAGAAAGAAGAUGCCAAUGUUCAUCACAUAUAACCGUGAGUUCGUCCACCUCUUCGAGACGGGACGCACGGGUGAUGGGAUUGAGAGUCACAUCUUGACGGGAGAACAUGACAUCAUAUUGAUACAUCGCACUUUUGGACUCAUAUGCAUAGAAGUUCAAAAUCUGGAUUCUAAACGACCAGGAAAGAAGUUCAGGGAUGCAUUGAAAAGGAAUAUCAGGGCCGCUAAGGCAAAGCUCCAGGACGGCGAUCGUAACCUGAGCAUCAUUGCAAGAAAAUGCGGUUUCGGGGACAUGAGAGCGUCUAUUACCGUAAUCGCACUUACUAAUGUUGGAAGAGCUCAGGUUGAAGGGGGACAUGUCAGUGAUAUAGUUCUUCUCUGCAAAGAAGAGUGGCAGUCAGUGGAGGCCAUCGAAAGAUGGUGGCAGAAGAACAUCCUUCUGACACAUAUACAACAUUCUGCGAUUGAUUCGAGGGAGUACCUUCAGCUUCUGGCAAUAUAUAUUGCACCGGUGUAUGUGAACACAGCCUACAAAGCAAACAUGAUAACCCGGAAGCUAAAAGGUAUCAUAGAAGACAAACUGGAGAUACUGGUGAAUACGCAAAAAUAUGCCGUCUUCAAGGGAGCAGCUGGAACUGGCAAAACAUGGCUACUCCAAGAAAAAAUGCGGAAAACUGUCAGAUCUUGGUUCUCCCAUGGAUGUGUCUCGGAGAAGAAUGAGAAUAUAAUUUUCCUCUGUGUCACUCCCCUCUUGGCUUUGCACAUGCGUGAUAUCCUUCCCGAUGUCCUUUUAAAAUCCGCCUUGGAUAAGCUCUGCAAGUGGAACGAUGACCUAGAGGAAGAAAGUAAGAAGCAAAGGCUCUGUGGCCUCGCUCAAACCAGAAGCAAUGGGAAGAUGGCUGCUGAAAGUGGAAAUCAUCAGAAGACUCUUCCAUUCUUUCACACCGACAUCUGA